Condylura cristata (star-nosed mole) is the source of this 2034-nucleotide messenger RNA. RefSeq names its product pseudouridylate synthase 1 (gene PUS1). The transcript has 6 exons. Gene Ontology annotation, biological process: mRNA pseudouridine synthesis; tRNA pseudouridine synthesis. Gene Ontology annotation, molecular function: pseudouridine synthase activity; RNA binding. The record is from RefSeq and is a predicted model, not a curated record. Lineage: Eukaryota; Metazoa; Chordata; Mammalia; Eulipotyphla; Talpidae. Bases 549 to 1847 code for a protein of 432 amino acids. Gene Ontology annotation, cellular component: nucleus.
CCGGGUGGGGGGCGCGUCCCUCUGGUCGGGUGGGGGUGGACCGGGUCUUCCUGACUGUCGAGGGAAAGCCGGUCGGGCGGGGCGGGAGGACAAGGGGCAAGCUGCAGAGACUGGGGAGGUCAGAGGUCAGCCUAGGUGUCUGGGGACCUCGGUUGUUAGGCGGGGUUUGCGCGUCGGUAGGUCUCUGGGGAGGUCAGGGUUUAGGAGGAGCGGGGCUGAGCAUUGGGGAUCGGGGUUGGGCAGCAUUCUGGGGGCACGGGGUUUCCUGGGAAGGUCAGCGUUCAGGGGGCACCGUGGUCCUGGGGGAAGACAGCCUUCAGCGGGGGUUCGGAGUGAGACACACUUCUGCAGGCUCAGGGCUCGGGGGUCACGGGGAAGGUCAACGUUCAUAGCACCGGGGUCCCCGGGUAGGUCAGCUUUCGGGGAGCGUGGGGUCCCCAGGUAAAGCGGAGUUAAGGAGGCGCAGGGCUUGGGGGAUCCCAGAGGAGUCAGCGUUCAAGGGGCACGUGUAUCGGGAGAAGUCAGUUUUCAGGGCCCAGGUGGGACCCAUGUGGCAUCUGCGGGCUGCAACCGGGGCCCUGCGGAGCGCCUGCGAAGCGUGGACCCCGUGCCCCAGACGGCACCACUUCUGGGGUCCCCGCAUGGCCGGGACUGCCCCCACCCCUACUCCUGCCCCUACGGGUGGGCCACCAGAGCAGGCUCGCAAGGCCCGGAGCUGGCCUGGGGCCCGGACCUGGGAGGAGACGGAGCAGGUGGCCAAGAAGCUCAAGAGUGAAGGGGAACAGCACCCCAAGCUGCCCAAGCGCAAGGUGGUGCUGCUCAUGGCCUACUCUGGCAAGGGCUACCACGGCAUGCAGAGGAAUAUAGGGUCCUCGCAAUUCAAGACCAUCGAAGAUGACUUGGUGUCAGCCCUUGUGCGGGCAGGCUGCAUCCCUGAGAACCACGGUGUGGACAUGAGGAAGAUGUCCUUCCAGCGGUGUGCUCGUACGGACAAGGGGGUAUCUGCGGCUGGCCAGGUGGUGUCCCUGAAGGUGUGGCUGGUAGAGGACAUCUUAGAAAAGAUCAACAGCCACCUCCCAUCUCAUAUCCGGAUUCUAGGGCUGAGGAGGGUCACAGGCGGGUUUAACUCCAAGAACAAGUGCGAUGCCAGGACCUACUUCUACAUGCUGCCCACCUUUGCCUUCGCCCACAAGGACCAUGAUGUGCAGGACGAGUCCUACCGGCUGAGUGCUGAGACACUGCGGCAGGUGAACCGACUGCUGGCCUGCUACAAGGGCACCCACAACUUCCACAACUUUACCUCACAGAAGGGGCCCCGUGAGCCCAGUGCCCGGCGCUACAUCCUGGACAUGUUCUGUGAGGAGCCCUUCGUGCGGGAGGGCCUGGAGUUUGCGGUAAUCAAGGUGAAAGGGCAGAGCUUCAUGACGCACCAGAUCCGGAAGAUGGUGGGUCUGCUGGUGGCCAUUGUCAAGGGCUAUGCACCCGAGAGCGCACUGGAGCGCAGCUGGGGCGAGGCCAAGGUGGAUGUGCCCAAAGCGCCAGGGCUGGGCCUGGUGCUGGAGAGGGUGCACUUCGAGAAGUACAACCAGCGCUUUGGCAAUGACGGGCUGCACGAGCCACUAGACUGGGCACAGGAGGAGGCGGGUGCGGCCGCCUUCAAGGAGCAGCACAUCUAUCCCACCAUCGUGAGCACUGAGCGCCAGGAGCGCCUCAUGGCCCGCUGGCUCAGCACCCUGCCCUCACAUGACUUCAGUGCCACCGCCCUGGCGGCAGCUGACUCCAACCGGGGGGCUCAGCAGGCCCCCGAGCUCCCAGAAGGCAGUGAAGGGGACGGAGACAGUGACUGAGGGUGGUGCCCCUGCUGCUGUGGGCACAGCCUUGCCAUGAUGGGAGACCCAAGACUUUGAGAUGUGUCACAAGGACAGCCUGCCACGAAUCCGAUCCUGGCUCACAUGUGACGUGCUUACAGCUCAACCUGUCAAGUCACUAUUUUUUUUUUUUAAAGAAACCGUUUUCUUACUGAAUAAAAGUCAU